UACCACUUAAUCUAUCUGCAUCAAUUUAUAGCCUCUUUUUCACCUCUUUAUAAUGAUGUUUGUGCCUUUGUGUCAGAAGCAAAUUUAGCAACCACACCUUUAGUCCCUUCAUCUGUUAUAUGAAAAGCUGAGGCCUUAGUAAAAAUACAUGUAACACUCCUCUCUCUGUAUCUUGCCAAACAGAAAAAUACCUAGUUACAUAGUCUACCCAUUUUCCUGUUAGCCAGCCAAUCUUCCAUCCAAGUCAAUAUAACCACAUGCAUCAUUAUCUUUUAUUUUCAACAAUAACACUUCAAAAGUGUCCUGGAAAGUAUAAGCACAAUAUUGUAUAUCGAGUAGCAUUGCAGCUCACGGGACACUGUUACCGCUUUGAGUUGUAUUCCGGUUCUGAGUUCAAUUCCAGUGUCCUCUGCAAGAAACCUUGUAUAUUCUUCCCAAGUGCGCAUGGGUUUCCUCUAGUGUUCCAUUUUCCUCCUACAGCCAAAGAGUUAGUAGAUUAAUAGUUCAUUGUAAAUUGUCCCGUGAUUAGGGUAGGGGUUAAAUCAGUGGAUUGCUGGUCAGAACAGCUCAUUGGGCGGAAGGGCCAGCUCCCCACUGUAUCUCGAGAUAAAUAAAAACAUAUAAUUCCUCAUUAUCCAGAGAUCAAAGAAUUCCAAUGAACUGGUUGAACAUAAUUUUCCUUUCACAGAAACAUGCUGACUUUUCUUAAAAUUGCUGCAUUUAUCUCAUGGUGUGCUGGAACAUUUAAUAAUAGUUUCUCUAUUUAAUAACUUCCCUGUGUCAGAUGUCAAGCUAGCCCAGAGUUUCUGUCUUUGCAUCUCUCUCCCUUUUGGAAAUAACGAAUUGGAUAUUUUUGUUUCUCAACCCAAUGGAACUUCUCUUGAUUCCAGGGAAUUUGGGAAAAUUAAAACCAAAAUAGUUACAAUCUCUGAAAAUCUUAAUUAAAGCAAAAUUGCAGACAAUGGAAAACUAAAAUAAAAACAGAAAACACUGGAAAUACUCAACAGGUCAGGUGACAAGAGCCUUCAAAUUUAAGCUGGUAUCUGCAGCUUGGUAUACAGGUAUUCCAGUUGGAGGAAUACUGCAGAUCAGGCAUCAUCAGCUGAGGGAAAUGGACAGUCCAGAUGAUAGGUCUCGAUCCGGAACGUCGACUGUCUGCUUUCAUUUACAGAUGCCAAGUGAGACGCUCAGGUUGUUUUAUCUCGCACUGUUGUGAUGAAUUGAUUUGUAUGGACGGUAUGCAAGACAAGUGCUUUCAGUGUACCUCAGACCAUAUGACAAGAAAAACAAAUCUACCAUUUUUUCCGGUCUCAGCAUCUUACGUCACCAAUCGGUUUGCUGAAAAAAAAAUCAAUAUUUUAUUAAAUAACGUCAUGAAGUAGAGGGGAGGCGGGAGAUGACACUGAGGGGAGGGAAUGGGAACAGAAAGGGAGCGGGUGAGAGUGGAGCGGCGAUGGGAGACAUUCCAAUGAGGAGGGCACUGAUCAGGAGUUGUUGCUCUUUCUGCCAUGAUCGGCUUUCAUUGCAACACAGACAACCGUUCCGCGGCAUCCCGAGUUGUAAGAGUCCUGGACCGGUGGGAUGAAAGCUCGUCGACGUCCAGGUUGCCUCGGCUCUCUCGCCCGCCGACGAUGAAAAUGGUGGCGGAACACGACUCGGGUUGGGGGUUUCUGCCCUCAGCGAGACCGCCCAGGCGCAGCGCCAAGCCCUCGCGAAAGUGAAAGAAAGGAAGUGCGAGUCCGUCACCGCCCCGGCGUUCACACGGAGAAAUGAAGAAAAGUGGAGAGGCCAUGGGCUGCGCCGGGAAAUUUCUGCCGCGCCUCGUACCCCGGGUGGUCGCGGUCUUGGCUCUGCUCCGACUUUCAGAAUGUGACCUAAUAGUGUCUAUGAAUUCAAGAACUGUUGAAGCCAUUGUGAAUAAAGAUGUUCUUCUUGAAUGCCGUGUGUCUGGUUACAAGGACAAUGAAAUUGACCUUUUAAGAAUUGCAGUUUAUUGGUACUUUCAAAAACCUGGCUCUUCUAACAAACAAGAAAUAUAUCAGUUCGGUGGAGGAAAGCAUACACCAUACAGAAAAGGAGCUGAAAUAUUUGACAACGAAUUGAAGAAGGGAAUUGCUUCUCUUUUUCUUCCACUUGUGCAAUUUAAUGAAGAAGGAGAUUAUAUCUGUUCUGUUUUUAUUGGCACAGACAAUGGAGAAGGAAAAUCUUCCAUGACUGUUUCAGCCAUACCAACUGUGACAUUAUCUUCAACCAACAUCACAAUUGAGAAUGGUACUGAAAAAUCAGUAAACUGUGACAGUACCGGUUUUUAUCCCUUGAAAAUUGAGAUGAGCUGGUUAAAGAAAUCUAGAGGUGGAGAAGAAAAGAUUCUGAAGGAUAUCUGCACAGGAUCCCCAAUUAAAAAUAAUGAUGGAACCUACAGUGUUUCUAGUCGUAUGAGGUUACAGCCAUCGCUCCAAGAUAAUGCUAAUAUUUACGUAUGUUUUGUGAGACACAGAUCACUUCGUAAUGGUGAAAGGUUGGAAACCACUCUGAGUGUAACAGAGCCAGAAGUUGUUAUACCAGGGAAAAUAAUAGCUGGCAGUGUGUUUGCUGUUCUACUAAUAUGUUCACUGAUCAUGAUCAUUGGAUUUAUGAUGUAUCUGCGAUAUUUCAGAAAAGUACCUCCUAAAGUUUCUGAUAUCAGCCUGCCUCCACGCAUUGUACAUUUGGAAGAAACUGUUCUGACUUGUGAUAUAUCUGGAUAUAAACCUUCAAAUAUUUAUAUUAAAUGGUUCCUACAAAAAAAGGAUGGAAUACAACAUAUGAUUCACGAGUGGACUUCUCUGUCAGAGAACUUGAAAGCACCAGAGGAGAUGGAUCAGCAGAAACUUAUUUCAAGUUCUGAAUGUCCAGUGGAAGCUUUUGCAUUUGAGAUGUCAGCUGUCACAAACAGUGAUGGUACCUCCAGUCUGAAGUGUAAAGUUAUCUUCUGCCCUAAUAUUGAAGAAAAUAAUGAAGCUGUCCUUUCCCUUCAUGUUUUGCAUUGUAGCAAUUAUAGAAAGCCUAUUGUUAAGACCAUCACAUUGCAAGUUGAAGGAAUUGAACCAAAGAUGACAGCCAUUCUAGUACCUCCUUGCAUCAUUCAUGAAGAAUUGUUCGAAUUGUCCUGUCCAAUUGAUGUAUUUAAGCCAAGACCACUGGCUAUCACUUGGUACCAGAAGAAGAAUGACAAAUUGAAAGAAAUUGUGAAAUAUGGGCCACAAUUUCAAAAAUUUGCUGGGAAUGAAACAAAUCUUCCCAAAUAUUCCCAUACGCUAAAUGAGGUGAAAUAUGAAGACCAUACUUACAGUAUCUUAAGUGUUCUUGCGUUUAUACCAACCAUUCAGGAAGACCAUGACACAGAGUAUAUUUGUGAAGCUCAACAUCCGUCCACAGGUUCAAAUAUACAGAAGGGUGUUACGCUAAGCAUAAAAGCAAUCCCAAAAUGUGAUGAUAUAAAAAUCGAUCCUGAAGUCCCAAUUGUAGAAGAAUUUGGUUUCGCAUCAUGCCGAAUAUAUUCCUUUUUCCCAAAAAACGUCAAAGUUAUCUGGAAAAUGGAUAAUAAUAUACUGGAGGAAAUGAAUGCUGAACCUGAAGCUAUCUUGGGAAAGGAUGGUCGUUAUAGCUACACAAGUCGUUUGAAAUUUAUUCCUGAAAGAGAAGAUUUGGGGAGGUUAUUAACGUGUGAAUUCCAGCAUGAAAGUAUGACAGACACCAAGAAAACUAGCUGUAAAUUGGUUAAAUUGAUAUCUUCUCCAUUAAUGGACAACAUGACAGUUGAACCACAAUACCCAGAGCCAGGAAAAGAAGCAACGUUCCUAUGCAUUGCUUAUGGCUUCUUUCCGGAGAAUGUCAUGUUUAUGUGGUUCAAAAAUGAUAAGAGGAUUGACGAUCAUGAAAUAACUUCUACCACCCCAGAGAUAGAUAAAAAUACCGGCUUCUACUACAGUGAGAGUCGAUAUAAAUACAUAAUUUCGGUAGAAGAUCGGCAGAUUGAUUUCAAAGUUGAGGCUCUUCAUUUUCCAACUUCUCACAGACCUACAAGGAUUUUUCACACGUUGCAUCUUGGAGGAAUUCCAAAGAUUUCUGAUGUCAUUCUUGAGCCAGAAAAUCCAUUAUAUGGCCAGCCUCUUGUUCUUAAAUGUAAUGUAACCACUUGUUCUCACAAUGCAAUUUCCACCCAAUGGCUAAUGGAUGAGGAACCCAUCUUAAAAGGAAUCAAAAAUUCAAGCCCCACAAUGGAAAAAGAUGGAUCUUAUCAUUUGUGCUCCUGUCUAGAGUUUAUGCCAACAGCAUUGCAUUAUAAUAAGCAAUUUGCCAUUGUGGUGAAAAAUGGACUUUCAUCUGAUGGUAUUAAAAAGCAGUUUCGUUUACCGCUUCCAGGUCAUUUCCCCACUGUGUCUGAAAUCAAGUGCAACCCAACACAUCUGGAGGAAAACAAAAUGGCUACUUUCACGGUUUCACUGACCAAUUAUGUGCCGCUGGAAAUUGAAGUGAAGUGGUUCAAAGGAGAACAACCCUUCACAGGACCUGUGAAUAAUAGUCAACCUCAGAUUAAUGCAAGUGGUCUUUUUUCUUCAACAACCAGCAUAGAAUUUGCUCCAGAACGAUCUGAUCGGAAUUUGGAAGUCAGAUGUGCGAUAUUUCACUCAGAGACAAGCAAAAGAAUAGAACAAAAGUUUCAUUUAACAUUUUGAGGUGCUGUCAGAUCUAUUGACUAUUUGCAGAGACUUUAUCUAAUAAUAUGUAAAUGGAAGCAAUGAACCUUUUUAGGAUGAUUAAAUAAGCCUUGAGUUAAAAAGUGGAUAUUCACGAUGGGGCUGUGAAACUUCAGAACAGUCAUGAAAACCCCACUGCUAAUAUCUGCUGCAACACCCACAAAAUACUGGAGGAACACAGGCAUGGAAAAGAGUAAACAGUCUAUGUUUCGGGCUGAAAUUCUUCAUCAGGACUGGAAAUGAAGAGGAGAAAUGUGUGCUGCUCUGGAUUUCCAGUAUCUACAGAUUUUCUCAUGUUUGUGAUAUUAAUAUCUCCUGUCCCUGCUCA
This is a messenger RNA of Hypanus sabinus (Atlantic stingray), 5067 nucleotides long. RefSeq lists its product as uncharacterized. NCBI's taxonomy places the organism in Eukaryota, Metazoa, Chordata, Chondrichthyes, Myliobatiformes, Dasyatidae. The record is from RefSeq and is a predicted model, not a curated record. The coding region runs from base 1770 to 4718 and encodes 982 amino acids. The transcript is spliced from 11 exons.